Molecule: messenger RNA, 2573 nt
Organism: Calidris pugnax (ruff)
Lineage: Eukaryota; Metazoa; Chordata; Aves; Charadriiformes; Scolopacidae
Product: interleukin-1 receptor type 1-like
Exons: 13
Coding region: 454-2124 (556 amino acids)
Biological process (GO): regulation of inflammatory response; signal transduction
Molecular function (GO): interleukin-1, type I, activating receptor activity
Source: RefSeq, a predicted model, not a curated record
UUAUUUUAUUUUAUUUUAUUUUAUUUUAUUUUAUUUUAUUUUAUUUUAUGUUUGUGUCUGUUUCCUGGCUGUGUGUUCGCGUUUUAUACAGACCCAGGUAUCAGGAGUUGAAAUGACAUAGAAAAAGCCUUCAAAGCGCUGACUGCGACAUGAACUCCUUCCACUUGAUGCCAAAAGGAGGUAAACUGAAACUCCAAGAAUGAUGAUCAGCUCCCUGGCAAGUUACAGGAAAACCACAUACAAGGCAACUAAAUAAAGACUACGGUAUGAGUGCUUUGUCAGAUAAACUGUCCAAAAGACGUACAUACUUGGAGGCUGUUAUAUUAAAGUGUUGAACUCUACUCUGUGUGUCCCUUCCUAGUACCCCAACACUUCUGCUUAUGAAAUGCUUCAAAAGGAGCUGGUGUGGCUUAUUUGUCACUAAAGUGAACUACAUUGGAUAUAAAACAAAAGAUGACAUCUACAUUUUUGCUCAUUGGUCAUCUCAUUCUACUGAUACAGUUCAGUGCUGAAGGAUGUGUUAUUUGUAAUUACUUUGUGCUUGUUGGAGAACCUACAGCUGUCAGUUGCCCAAUAAUUACACUGCCAGUGCUUCGUCCUGAUUACAAUCUCACGUGGUACAAAAAUGGUAGUGCUACACCAGUAACCACAGAGAGAGACGCCAGGAUCCAUCAGCGUGAGGGCUUGCUUUGGUUUAUUCCUGCAACGCUGGAAGAUUCUGGACUUUAUGAAUGUCAUGUAAGGAGGCUUAACCACUCUAACCAAAAAACUAUAAAGUUAACAGUUUUUGAGAAUGAUGACGGUUUGUGUUUCAACGGAAAAAUGAAGUUUGAACAAAAAGUGACAAGCACAAAUACUGGAAAGAUUAUAUGCCCUGAUCUAGAUGUUUUUAAAGAUGAAGACAAUAAUCAGCCUGAAGUACACUGGUAUAAGGAGUGUAAGCCUGGAUUUCUUGAAGACAAGCGACUUCUUUUGGCAGAGGGUGAAAAUGCCGUCUGGAUUCGCAACGUAACUGUACAGGACAGAGGAAACUACACGUGCCGUAUGAUAUACACAUACAUGGGAAAACAAUACAACGUUUCACGAACCGUUAGUCUAGAGGUUAAAGAAGGACAGAGGAAACCAGAAUUUAUUUAUCCAAAGAACAACACAAUUGAAGUAGAACUCGGCUCUCAUGUAGUUAUGGAAUGUAAUAUAUCAAGUGGCAUAAAUGGCUUGAUUCCAUUCUGGCAAGUUAAUGAUGAGGAUGUCGAUAGCUUUGAUAGCACCUACAUGGAACAGUUUUAUGAAGAGAGUAUGCCUUAUGGACUUGCUGUAUCUGGAACAAAAUUUAACAUUUCAAAAGUGAAAGCAAAGGAUUAUGAGCAUAAGUUUUUCUGUCACUUCAUAUAUGGUACUCAACAAUUUACAGCCUACAUCAAACUGGAACGCCCAGCUCGGAACAUUCAGGGUUACUUAAUUGGGGGAGGAGUUUCUUUGGUAUUUUUACUAUUUUUUACUCUCCUCGUCUACAAGAUCUUCAAAAUUGAUAUUGUGCUUUGGUAUCGGGACUCCUGUCGUCCUUUCCUGGGUAAAAAAGCUUCAGAUGGGAAGAUCUAUGAUGCUUAUGUGCUGUACCCAAAGAACAGAGAGAGCUGCUUGUAUUCAUCAGAUAUAUUUGCACUGAAGAUACUGCCAGAAGUCUUAGAAAGACAGUGUGGAUACAGCCUCUUCAUAUUUGGGAGAGAUGAUUUACCAGGAGAAGCUGUGAUCAGCGUUGCUGAUGAAAAAAUCCGUCAAAGUAGAAGAGUGAUAAUUGUUUUAGUACCGGAACCCUCCUGUUACAGUGUUCUAGAAGAUGUGUCUGAAAAGCAUCUAGCCAUGUAUAAUGCUCUUAUCCAAGAUGGCAUUAAAGUAAUUCUCAUUGAACUUGAAAAAAUACAAGAUUAUGCAACCAUGCCAGAAUCCAUCAAAUAUAUUAAGCAAAAGCACGGGGUUAUCCGAUGGAAAGGGGACUUCUCGGAAAGGUCUCACUCAGCACGUACUAGAUUCUGGAAGAAAGUACGCUACCACAUGCCAUCCACAAAAAAUAGAUCUUCAUCACGAUUGCAUUUAUUACCAAGAAACUUUAAUACUUCUCCCUAAAUAACAACAGAAAAAUGACACUUAAUGACUAAUUCAUUUCACAUAGUUGGUGAUGGAUUGAUUGAAGGUCACAUGUAUCAUCCAAAUUUUCUGGAUUGAAGGUACUACAACUUCAUCAGCAGAUGUGAAUCAUUUUUUCUUCUGGCCAGACCAACAGAAUGCCUUGAAAUGUCAUCAGUAGCACAGUGAUGAUAUGGAAACCAUGUUGGAAGUACAUGAGGUCUUUUCCAAGAAUUGCACUGUGAUCUGGUGGAAUUCUGGUAUUAAAAAUGGAAGGAGAAAAAAACUAUCAAAAAAAAAAGAAAACUUUUUUUUUUCAAUUAAAGGUUGAAUAUGAAGGGAACUCUAUUAAUUAGAAUUGUGAUAGUAUGUAAUGAGUGUGGUUGAUGCCAGUAAAUGUUUUUGUUUCAUUUUUUAAAAAGAAAUUACACAAAACUCCUUUGUUACAA